Symbiodinium necroappetens is the source of this 2997-nucleotide messenger RNA. The record is from the annotation of a GenBank genome assembly. Lineage: Eukaryota; Dinophyceae; Suessiales; Symbiodiniaceae.
AUGGUAGAGGAUGUCCUGGAGGACCCCCGGCCCGACCCCAAGGAGAAACUCCUCGUGGCCGUGGCCGCUGGAAAGGAGGAGGAGGUUGCGACUCUCUUGGGGUCCAUGGCUCCAAGUGCCGAGGCUUUGGUUCUCGCAGCCCGAAGGGAUGAGUUCGGAGUCGUGCAGCUCUUGCUGGAGAAGAGGGCUUCGGCCAAUGCGCCAGACAGGUUUGGAUGGACGCCCCUCGUGGUGGCUGCUGCAAAGGGCCAUUUUUUCCUCGUCGAACAACUCCUGGAAUGUCAGGCGACUCCAGAUCCCAAGACCGGUCCGGGCAAGAAGAGAGUCGUGACGGCCUUGCAUGCGGCUGCCAGCUUUGCGAAGUUUGACGGGCUACCAAGCCGGGAUCUGCAAGCGAAGGAGGAGGCAGCCAAAGAAACCAGUGAAGCCAUUAAAUACUUGGAUAUGGCCAGCACGCUUCUGCAAAAGCAGGCCGAUCCAAAUGUGUGCCUAGAAUGGGAGGGCCAUGAGCCCAUCACAUGCCUGCUGGCAGCUGCCAGCUCUAAGGCACAGGACAGCUAUGUCCUGGAUAUGAUCCAUCUCCUACUGAUGGAACGAGCAGACCCAGAGGCCGCAAAAGAUGGACAUACGGUGCUCUCCGUGGCUGCGGAAGCAGAUGCAGAAGGACGUCGAGCCGAAUAUCUGCUGGACCGUCUCCUGCGCGGCGAGGGCCGGGAGUACACUGACCUGGUGCAGAAUCUGCUGCAAGAGGUCCAGCCUGCAAAAGGCUACACCCGCCAGCAGAGAUUGCGGGAGUCCGUGCGCACCAUCCUCGGCCGGGAGAACGGUAAGCAGGUCAAGCAGAAAGUCUCGCUCCUGUCGCGCAAAAGCACCAAGAGCACUGGCAAGGACGUUCAGCCCAAAGCCACCAAUGAUUGGGACUUGGAGCUGCAGAACUUGCAGUACGCACCGAAGGUGCAAGUGUCGUUGCGAACUCUUCCAAUCCAGGCCCCCUUGGCAUGCCGCCCCGGAGUGCUGAGAGCUUUGGCAGAGACUGCCAACGACGAAACCUUGGCUUCGGAUACUGUGGAGGCCAUCACUGCCGCGGCAUGGCUGCAGUUGCGGGCAGUCACCGCCAUAGACGUCUGUCUGGAUGCCAUGGCGGUUGCUUGCUUGUGUAGUGUCACCAUCUCCUGCCGCACUGGUGGUGACGGGAGGGCCCAGCUGCCAUUCUUCUUUCUGAUCCUCAUCCAGGUGAAGGAGGCCACUGAAUGGAUAGUGCACUUCUUCUAUGUGUUUGGUGGAUUCUUCGCAAACCUGGUCAGUCACAACUUCCUAAUGACAACAGUCGAGAGCGAAGAUUGGGAAGACAGCAUCUCCGCCCAGGGUGCAGAAGUUCUAGAGACCUUUGCUGAUCUGCUCUUCCUGGUCGUGGGUUGGCUCGCCAUUGCAAGUCAGAUGCAUCUCUGCAGCGAGAACAAGAUGGACAAGGUCUGGAUGCCAUGGUUCUGCUCGAUGUAUUGGCUACGGUUUGUGUACAGCUUACGUGGGGAGCGAUGGCUGGGAAUAUAUCUACUUCCGAUUCUAUCCGCUGUGCGAGAUACCUGGGCCUUCUUCUUCGUCACCUUCCUUUGCGUUGGAGGCGCCACCCACGCCUACGUCAUCUUAGGCCCAAGAGGAGAAGACCCCCUUCCGAUCUACUCUGCCCUUACACACACGGUCCGCCUCGCCAUCUUUGGAGACUUCGACCUCUUCGAGUACCAGGGCCAGGACACGAACUACGCGCUGAACACGGAGACCAAUGAGUGGGAGCCCAAGGAUCCAAGCCCCAGGGACCUGGGGGCAGAUUGGUUUUGGAGCUAUAGCUACCUGCAGCUCUUCUUCUUCAUCACCGGCAUGGGCAUCACGGUGCUUCUCAUGAACCUCUUAAUCGGUAUCCUGAGCACGAACUACGAUACACACCAGGGCCGGGCGCAGAUCCUCUUUGUGCAAGCCAGGGCCUGCAUGUUGCUGGAGCAGCAGCGCAGGCCCUGGAGUAUGGCUUUCGCUUGGCUGCGACGAGGCUUCAAGAAUCCUGCCACCUACAGCGCUGCCAGGAUUAAGACGGGAAGGUUGGAAGAAGACUUCGGUGGGUUGCCGGAGCAGUACCGCUACCCCGCCAAUGUUGGCAUCGUGGCACUAUAUCCUCUUCAACAGGUUAUGACACGCGACAUCUUUCGUCAUUUUCUUGCAGGUGCAGUCUACGGGCCUGUAUUGCAACAUCCACACCUGGCCUUCGUCAUCCUCAUCUUGUCCCCGCUGCUCUUGGUUCUGUCGCUCCUUGUUUGGCUGACCUUUGGGCUGCUUUGCCUCGUGUUCCGAUGGCAAGGUGUGCGCUACGCGAUCAACCUGACGGUCUUCGGCAUCUUUAACACCCAGUUCGCCUCGGAGUGCCACAUCUUGGCGCUCAUUCGAAAGGAGGACGGAAAGACCGACCAGAAGGAGAGGUUCGAGAAGCUGGAGGUCUACCUCAAGGAGCUUUGCCGGGGGCACCAGGGCAGUGACGGAAAACUGGACAAGAUGUUGGCUUUACUGGAUGACGGCUGGCAGGGAACACAAGGAAAAAAGAAAGCGACAAAGCCUCGGAAACAGGCGGAGGCGCCCCAAAGCACGGGCGGCCUCUCAAAUAUCCCGAAGGAGGAGCUGCCUUUGCCACCUCCCUCGAAAGAGACCGAGGCUCCGGCGAAGCCGUGUGCCGAGGUCCUCAGAACGGGUCCAGGGGCGGGCACGAAGAGCCUCGAGGAGCUCAUCGGAUGGAAUGCAGAAUUGAUGCAGCAGUACUGCCAGCUGAUGGCAGACGUGUCCACUUACAUACGGCAGAUCCAGGCUUCUCGCCCAGGGCUUCUCGAGAACCUGCCGUUCCAGCCUAUCUGGAUGGACCCUGUGCCGGUGCACGAGCCCACGGCUGAGAAUCUGCGCAAAAGCAUCUCUGAGUCUUUCCUGCAUGUUGCUUGGAAACCCGCAGCAAGAGACCCCUAA